AAUUUUUAUUUAUGUUUCAGGACGAAUACCUCUCUCUCUCUCUCUCUCUCUCUCUCUCACAACCAAGAAUAAGAAAGAAAGGAGUGAAACUUGCAAGAAAUGGCGAAUGGAGAAGGUGGACGCAGGGUGCUGUUACUAUGUGGGGACUACAUGGAAGACUACGAGGCCAUGGUCCCAUUCCAAGCCCUGCAGGCCUACGGAGUCACCGUCGACGCCGUCUGUCCUGCCAAGAAAGCCGGCGACAUCUGCCCCACCGCCGUUGAACAAUACUCUCCUGUUCACCAGACUUUUUCUGAAUCACGGGGUCACAAUUUCAUGCUCAAUGCAACAUUUGACGAUGUUGAAUUUGAGAAAUAUGAUGGAUUAGUAAUACCAGGAGGACGAGCUCCUGAAUAUCUUGCUAUGGAUGCAUCGGUUGUGGAAUUGGUGAGAAAAUUUUCCGACUCCGGAAAGCCAAUUGCUGCUAUUUGCCAUGGUCCGUUGGUCCUAGCAGCUGCAGACUCAGUUAGAGGGCGCAAGUGUACAGCGUACCCAACUCUGGGACCUGUACUUGCUGCUGCAGGUGCAUACUGGGUAAAACCUGAGACCAUGUCGGGGUGUGCUGCUGAUGGGAAUUUAAUUACUGGAGCUACAUUUGAAGGUCAUGCUGAGUACAUUGGGCUUUUCGUAAAGGCACUAGGGGGUAACAUAACUGGUUCAGAUAGGAGGAUCCUGUUCCUCUGUGGAGACUUCAUGGAAGAUUAUGAGAUAGGCGUGCCUUUUCAAGCCCUUCAAGCCCUAGGAUGCCAUGUUGAUGCAGUUUGUCCGAAGAAGAAAGCUGGUGAUAUCUGUGCAACUGCUGUCCAUGAUUUUGAAGGUGAUCAAACCUACAGUGAGAAGCUGGGCCAUAAUUUCACUUUAACAGCUGACUUUGAUGCACUUGAUAUCUCAAGCUACGAUGCUCUUGUAAUCCCUGGAGGCCGAGCUCCAGAAUAUUUAGCUUUGGAUGAGAAAGUUAUUGCAAUAGUGAAGCAGAUUGUGGAUGCUAAUAAACCAGUCGCAUCCAUCUGCCAUGGACAGCAAAUUUUAGCUGCUGCUGGUGUUCUGCAGGGAAAAAAAUGUACUGCAUACCCAGCAGUGAAGCUUAAUGUGGUUUUGGCGGGAGCAACGUGGCUGGAACCUGAUCCCAUACAUCGUUGCUUCACUGAUGGAAAUUUGGUUACCGGAGCAGCUUGGCCAGGCCACCCAGAGUUCAUUUCUCAACUGAUGGCAUUGCUUGAUGUUCGAGUAUCAUUCUAGUUGCUUCUUACCUGGUCGCACGCUUGCUUGUCAUAUGUGUAAUUCAAUAAAGAAAACGGCAUGUAUGUUAAGGUGACUUGUGUUUUGAUGAGGGACCAAGUGAUACUUUAAUUUUGAACUGCAUAUGCCAUGUUCUAUGCAAGUUUUGGUUGCAGAUGAAA
Pyrus x bretschneideri (Chinese white pear) is the source of this 1439-nucleotide messenger RNA. Its product is annotated as protein DJ-1 homolog D. Lineage: Eukaryota; Viridiplantae; Streptophyta; Magnoliopsida; Rosales; Rosaceae. Bases 100 to 1278 code for a protein of 392 amino acids. The transcript has 4 exons. The record is from RefSeq and is a predicted model, not a curated record.